This is a messenger RNA of Paramacrobiotus metropolitanus, 1783 nucleotides long. Its product is annotated as F-box only protein 31-like. The transcript has 3 exons. The record is from RefSeq and is a predicted model, not a curated record. Gene Ontology annotation, molecular function: protein binding. The coding region runs from base 287 to 1684 and encodes 465 amino acids. Lineage: Eukaryota; Metazoa; Tardigrada; Eutardigrada; Parachela; Macrobiotidae.
UUAUGUUCUACGUUUAGCAUGUCAGCAAUGCAGCCUACAAGUAGACGGUCGAUCCAUUUUACAUAGUUAUCGUUAAUACCAUUACCAGAUGUCAUCAGUUUUUUUCCAUACAGUAAUGAAUUUCGUUAUAAUAUUGUUUAAUAGCUUACUAGAAUACUUUUCCUAGCAGACUGGUGUCGUUUUUCCGUUGUAUCCGUAGAUUAACAAGCUUAUAAUUGGACUCGGUUCGCACUGUAAUUUCCCAUUAUAAAUCUUUGUACAUCGUGUAAGACCUUGGAAGGUGGAUAUGGACAUCACCUUUCUGGCCGACAUCAACCCAACAGAAAGGUUUAACAAUGGUGAUUUCUUCCUCGAUUUACCAGGAGAGAUACUGCAUCUUUUGCUCUGCAGUUAUGUUGGCCCACAAGCCUGCACGAAUCUCAGCGCCUGUAGUUCAUCGCUGAGUAUGCUGUGCAGCGAUGAUAAGUUCUGGAGGGAUUUCUGCUGUAAAGAGCUGCAUGUCAAACCCAAACAAUUGGGCGUUUCUUCGUAUUCCGUUGUGCAAGGACAAGCGUCCGAUGAUGAUGUGCUUGUGGGCUCGCAUCGACUAGCAGCAGCCUCAGCAAUCCCCUUCCGAUCGCUGUACUCCCAACUAGUGCAUCCCUUUCGCGGACUGUUCGGGAAACUACUGGUGUCUUUCACAUCCGUGUACGGUGAUAUCUUAACCUUGACGCAUGCGAAUGGCUUAAUCACGGGUGAAGUAUGGAUGCUGCCGAAAACGAUUACGGAUCGCAUGAAACCGGUGGUGGAUUUUGUGAUUUGUUUGGAUGGCGAAGGCCGACCGAUGGUCAUUCAUCAGUUCUGCAUGGACGGAUCUAGUAAAGUGGUCUUGACUGGAAAUCCCCUGCAGAAGUAUGUUUAUCGGUCCAAUUCCACUUUCACGUUUGGUUUCCGGCGGCGUUCCGAUACCUCUGGGACCUGGAAUAGACUUAUCCACCGGAUACGGAAGGAUGGAAUCUCAUAUCCAAACGCCAGCAAUAACGAGGACGCACCACUGCGGUUGCAUCGUUUAGCGCUGGAUAAGUUCGCGGAUUUCCUGUUAAGCGUUCAGGCAGUUAAUGCAUGUUGCCGAUAUGAAUAUCAUAUUCAGAAUAAUCCUCCACGGCAGAUCUUUUCUUCGGGGAUUGAAUUGCCUUUGGGAUUUUUUAAAGGAACUUACGGGGCACAUGGCAUUGAAUUAAUUAAGAUGGAGUACGCUGAAGACACAAGAAAUUUGCGCGGAAUCAAGAUUACCGGCGAUCCUAAUGUGCCAGCUGGCAAAAUAAGUUUUGAAUUUCCCAUCGAUCAUGCCGUGAUUUUGCCACUGGAGGGCCAACACGAUGUGGAUUUCUUGGAGUUACUACAUCAGACCGGACCAUUCCAUGCCGUUGACCGCCUUACGGUUGGCAAGCAGGAUUUUCGAUUUCCGAUGGGCGUUAGUUUACGAGAAGCCUCUCAUGUUAAUUUGGUUGGAGAUUCCUGCAUCUUCCGAUUAGUCGGUCAUGGCACGAUCGCUGAACAUGGUUUCAUAAAUCCCACAAGUAUAAUUGCUCAUAUUGCUGUUUUGAGCCCGGAAAAAUUUGUUGUCUUCUGGUUGGGUGGCUAUAAUUUUGCUUCUCUGUUUGUAAAAGUUUCCCUUGAUGAUCGCUUCUGCGAAUAUAUCUGAGUUUUUGAUAAUUAUUUCUCCCGUCUACAUAUUAAACCCUGAAAUUUGUCUCGUCUGCGCUAAUUUUUUUACGUUGCACGGACAGCAAAGUAUGCGACC